Molecule: messenger RNA, 1909 nt
Organism: Sinocyclocheilus anshuiensis
Lineage: Eukaryota; Metazoa; Chordata; Actinopteri; Cypriniformes; Cyprinidae
Product: neuronal acetylcholine receptor subunit alpha-2-like
Exons: 6
Coding region: 1-1875 (624 amino acids)
Biological process (GO): monoatomic ion transmembrane transport
Cellular component (GO): postsynaptic membrane
Molecular function (GO): acetylcholine-gated monoatomic cation-selective channel activity; transmembrane signaling receptor activity
Source: RefSeq, a predicted model, not a curated record
AUGAGAGCAGCGUGGAGCGUCUUCUUUCUUCUUUCUGUCUGUCUGCAGCUGGCAUAUGUGUUUUCCAGCACUCCAGCUCGUGCCCAUGCAGAAGAAAGACUCCUCCAGUGUUUGUUUAGCAACUACAACAAGCUCUCUCGUCCAGUAGCAAACAUCUCAGAUGUGGUUCUGGUCCACUUUGGCCUGUCCAUUGCUCAGCUCAUUGAUGUGGAUGAGAAGAAUCAGAUGAUGACCACAAACGUCUGGGUGAAGCAGGAGUGGAACGAUUAUAAGCUGCGCUGGAACCCAGAGGAGUAUGAGAAUGUCACCUCCAUCAGGAUCCCCUCCGAGAUCAUCUGGAGACCAGAUAUCGUGCUCUAUAACAAUGCGGACGGAGACUUUGCGGUGACUCACUUGACUAAAGCCCAGGUGUUUUACAACGGCAGGAUCAAAUGGAAACCUCCUGCCAUUUAUAAAAGCUCCUGCAGCAUCGAUGUCACCUUCUUUCCCUUUGACCAGCAAAACUGCAAGAUGAAAUUCGGCUCUUGGACGUACGAUCAGGCCAAGAUCGACCUGGUCAGCAUGGCCAGUGACGUAGACCAGAUGGACUACUGGGAAAGCGGGGAGUGGGUCAUAGUAAAUGCCGUCGGCACUUACAACAUCAAGAAGUACGAGUGCUGUACGGAAAUCUACCCAGAUAUCACCUACUCCUUCAUCAUCAGACGUCUGCCUCUGUUCUACACCAUCAAUCUAAUCAUCCCCUGCCUGCUUAUAUCCUGCCUGACGGUGCUGGUCUUCUACCUUCCCUCAGAGUGUGCGGAGAAAAUCACGCUGUGCAUCUCCGUCCUCCUCUCUCUGACCGUUUUCCUCCUGCUAAUCACGGAAAUUAUUCCCUCAACCUCGCUAGUCAUCCCGCUCAUUGGCGAGUACCUCCUCUUCACCAUGAUCUUCGUCACUCUCUCCAUCAUCAUCACUGUGUUUGUGCUCAACGUCCACCACCGUUCGUCCCGCACGCACAGCAUGCCACACUGGGUCCGCCAGGUGUUUCUACACCUGGUGCCCCGUUACCUGUUCAUGAAACGUCCGCCUGCCUCAGGUAAGAGGAACUGUGGGAAACUGAUCGAGAUGAUGCACAAGCCAAUGGCGUCACAGUCCAUGUUUCUGCGGAACAACAUUCUGGAUAUUUCUCCGCAAAGUCCGCACCCCCAUUUGGACGUGACCUCGGUUGCCCAGUUGGAUCAAAUUCAGCUGGACUCUUCCCCCAAACCCAUACUUUUCUGCAGUUCUCCCAGCAGCCAGUAUUCCAUCCUGCAAGAGGAAACGUCGCAAACACCUCAAACGCUGGCCCUCGGUUAUACAUGCGCAUUCACGAACAGCAUCUUUGCCUCAAGCACAACUUUAUUUCCAGAUACUAUCCUUGGUACUCUGCUACACACCAUACCGCAGGAAGGAGCUGAGUUUACAGACUGUGAUAUCCAAGGCCGGAGUGCUGAGAACGUCUUCAUCGAAGCCAAAGAGAGCAUUCUGGGAGCAGGGAGUUGUCAACACUGUCUUACAUCUGAGGGGUCUCAGAAGCUUGAUCACGAGGAAGCCGGGAGGUGUACCAGACAUAACUUGCCCAACGCCCAGAUCUUCAGCUCUAACAAUGACAGCACUACUGAUCUGAACGCAGCGCAGCCGGGGAGCAAUCUGUCGCAGUCCCUGCUUAAAGCCUUGGAAGGAGUUCAGUACAUUGCUGACCAUCUGAGAGCAGAGGAUUCAGACUUUUCAGUGAGGGAAGACUGGAAAUAUGUUGCCAUGGUGAUUGAUAGAAUAUUCCUCUGGAUGUUUGUGCUGGUGUGCAUUCUGGGGACCGUCGGACUCUUCCUCCCACCGUGGCUGGCUGGAAUGAUCUAGAUCCUCAUGUGGAGUCUCUGAUUGGCUCUGUGUA